Messenger RNA from Onthophagus taurus, 966 nucleotides. Lineage: Eukaryota; Metazoa; Arthropoda; Insecta; Coleoptera; Scarabaeidae. The record is from RefSeq and is a predicted model, not a curated record.
AUGUCGAAAGAAGUUAAAAGAAAAGUUAUUUCUUUAGAAACUAAAAUCGAAAUUUUGGAUCGCUUACGAAAGGGAGAUAGAGUAGUAGAUGUUGCAAAAUCAUAUAGCAUGAAGGAAGCUACAAUAAGAACUAUUAGAAAAACUGAAAACACAAUUAGAAAGAGUGUUGCAGCUGGCAAUACCACGAGUAUGGGCACAACAUCAUACACCAGAAAUAUCGCAACGGAAAAAAUGGAGCAAACGUUAAUGCUUUGGAUAGAAGAUCAAACACAAAAAAGAGUACCCGUUGAUACGGGCGCUAUAACAAAUAAAGCAUUACGAAUUUACGAAAAAAUUGUAGAGCAAUUACCAUCUUCUUCUUCAACUGAAAAGAAGCCGAUUUUUUUGGCAAGUCAUGGCUGGUUUGAAAGAUUUAAAACAAGACAUUCUUUACACAGCUUAAAAUUAAAAGGUGAACUGGCUUCUGGUGACGUAGAUGCAGCCCAAGAAUAUCCAGCAAAUUUUGCAGAAAUUAUUAACGACAAUUCAUACACCCCUGAUCAGGUUUUCAGUGCUGAUGAGUCAGGGUUAUUCUGGAAAAAAAUGCCUGAAAGGACUUAUGUCUCAAAAUUUUAUAAAUCGGCUAGUGGUCAUAAAGCAGCAAAAGAUCGCAUAACAAUUCUUUUCUGUAGCAAUGCUUCAGGAGAUUAUAUUAUGAAACCAUUAGUGAUUAACAAAUCAAAAAUGCCCCGUGCCUUUAAAGGAGUAAACAUCAAUAUUCUUCCCCUUUAUUGGAGGGCUAAUAAGAAAGCGUGGGUUACUGCUGCAAUGUUUACUGAAUGGUUUCAUGAAUGUUUUAUCCCAGAUGCCAAAAAAUAUUUAAGUUCAAAGGGAUUGCCUUUUAAAGUGCUUUUGUUAAUUGACAAUGCGCCGGGUCACCCACAAGAUCUAGAAUAUGAGAACGUUGAAGUAAAAGGUUUACCAUAA